UGGUGCUUAUUUAGAACCGUUUAUCGAGAUAUUACAAAGAUAAAUUCAAGGCUGUUAAGAUAUAUUUCACAAAGCACUGUGAAAUAUAACGACCAAGAGAGCAUGAAAUCCACAGUUUCUAUUCUAAAUAACGAACUUGAUUUGGGUCUUAUGAUAAAUAGUUACAGCGAGGUUGGUUUUAGAUUAAAUAACGAUUUUACAAUAUUAGGACCUGUUAUCUUAUUUCCUCGGUCUGCUCUCUCUUGGAACGUUGGAAGUAUAAACGACAUAACAGAAGAGUCAUUAAGUUUAUUUACAGUACUGGAACCUAAGAUUGAUCUUCUAGUUUUAGGUACAGGCGAUAAAAUUGAAGAUACAUCUUUUCACAAGAAAAUAUUUCCUUUUCUCAAAAAGCAUAAGAUAAACUUAGAAAUUCUUCCAACAGAUCAGGCUUGUUCUACCUUUAAUUUUUUAAAUUCUGAAGGGCGGUACAUAGCAGCAGCUUUAAUCCCUCCUACUAAGUUUACACCAACUGAUCAUGAAGUAUUUGAUACAAAGCAAAGAUAUCAGAAUAUAUAUGAAGUGCAAGACUAAAUUUGUUGACUUUACCAAACUCAUUAUUUAUUAUCAUUAAAUAAAAGAUAUUUACUUUUUCAUA
Molecule: messenger RNA, 637 nt
Organism: Agrilus planipennis (emerald ash borer)
Lineage: Eukaryota; Metazoa; Arthropoda; Insecta; Coleoptera; Buprestidae
Product: NADH dehydrogenase [ubiquinone] 1 alpha subcomplex assembly factor 3
Exons: 4
Coding region: 103-573 (156 amino acids)
Biological process (GO): mitochondrial respiratory chain complex I assembly
Cellular component (GO): mitochondrial inner membrane
Source: RefSeq, a predicted model, not a curated record